Medioppia subpectinata is the source of this 804-nucleotide messenger RNA. The record is from the annotation of a GenBank genome assembly. NCBI's taxonomy places the organism in Eukaryota, Metazoa, Arthropoda, Arachnida, Sarcoptiformes, Oppiidae.
AUGAUACGGGUUAAUCACUCUGGGAAGCUUGAAAUGGCGCUGGUGGCUGAAAACAAAGUGGUUAGCGCACGUUUACUAUGUAAAAGUCCAGGAAUUUUAGCUGGCUUACCCUUUGCGAACGCAAUAUUCAAUGAACUAAACUUAACGGUGCACUGGCAGUACCCGGAAGGCAAAUCUCUUAACCCUAAUCCCACACAACUAGUGGGUGACGUUAUGGGCCGCGCGCGCAACGUAUUACUUGCAGAACGUGUGGUCAUUAACGUGUUAUCUCAAUGCUCAGGUGUGGCCACUCAAGAGCGGCGCGUGCGCGCGUUGGUAGAACAGGUCGGCUGGAAAGGCAAAAUUGCCGGCACCCGUAAAACAACUCCAGGGUUUCAAAUGGUCGAGAAGUACGGUCUGGUGGUAGGAGAGGUUAGUGGGCACCGGUAUGAUUUAUCCCAUAUGAUCAUGAUUAAGGACAAUCAUAUAGUGAUUAGUGGGUCAGUCUCCGCGGCGGUCAAUGCUGUGAGAAGGGCGCGGGAUAUUGCUUCAAAGGUAUUGACCGAGUGCAGGAACCUAGAGGAGGCCCAGGAGGCGGCCCGCCUGGGAGUCGAUGUAAUAAUGUUAGAUAAUUUUGAUAAAGAAGAUCUAGAGAUUGCGGCACGUAUACUGAAGAAGAGCUACCCUGACAUUCUGAUUGAAGCCAGUGGUGGUGUGACAGUAGAUACUGUGGCUGAUUAUGCUAAGAAUUUUGUGGAUAUAAUAUCGCUGAGUCAAUUGUUUUAUGGCAAUCCUGUCGAUUUUUCAAUGAAAGUGGUGCCAUAA